UAUAGUGGCAUCAUCAAAAUCUAUCAAAAUUGGAGACUAACAAGAUUGCCAUGAGGAAACGUUUUUAUCCUGCACACGUUCAGGCCACCAUGCGUGAUGAAUUCAUACAUUUGAAACAGAUGGGCAUGAGUGUCCAGGAAUAUCACAAUAAAUUCGUGGACCUUGCGCCAUUUGCGAAAACAAUAGUGCCUGAUGAAAGCACCAAAGUUGAGAAAUUUAUCUACGGAUUAAACUAUGAUACGCAGAAAAUCGUCGCUGUUUUGGGUUGCCAAACUCUGACUGAAGCUUAUGAUAGAGUUGCAGUUCACUAUCGAGUUCAGCAACUACAAAGAGAGAGGAACCAGAAGAUGAAGAGGGACGAAGAUGGAGGUCGAGGAGAAAAGAGGGUCAGAGUGCACCCACCUACACAGCAACAAGAAGGGAGGAGGAGGAGAGAUGACCAAGGUGGAAGAAAUUUCCACGGUCAAAACCAACAAAAUGAUCGAAGAGUUUCUCCCAGAGAUAGACACUUCUACUGCAAGAGGUGCGGGAGAGAUCAUCCUGGUGUUAAUUGCGAUGGAAGCCUGACAAAAUAUUUCAAUUGUGGGAAGCUAGGGCACCGAACCUUCGAGUGUCUCUCAAAGACCAAUGGGGCACCAGUGCACCAGGUGCAAUACCGUGAUGGAGGAAGGCCAGAUAUGAACCAAGCUGGGCCAAAUGGAGGACAAAAUAACAACAACAAUGCCGCCGCCAACAACAACAACCGCAACCCUCGAGGAGGAGGGGAGAAUAAUCGUGGCAAUGGCAAUGGCGGGAACAAUGGCAACGGCGGAAACAACGGCAACCGUCCGAACCAAGGGCGAAUCAUGGUGAUGAAUCAGGCCCAAGCCAAUGCUAAUGAUGUGGUUUCAGGUACAUUCCUUGUAAAUUCUGAGCCUGCUUAUGUUCUAUUUGAUUCUGGUGCUUCUCACAGUUUCAUAUCUUCUAGUUUCGUUAAGAAAUUGAAGAUUGAACCAACGGCUAGAAUAGACUUGAAUGUAAGAACUGCCUCAGAUAAAUUCAUAACUUGUGGAAAUGUAUACUCCAACAUUUCCAUACUCAUAUCCGAAUCCAACCUACCUGGAGAUUUAAUCCAAUUUGACUUAAAAGAUAUAGACAUAGUGCUGGGCAUGGAUUGGUUGGGGAAAUACAAAGUCAGGAUCCUCUGUGAUGAACAGAAGGUGAUCUUGAAGGGUCCAAAUGGGAAGCGAAUAUCUUACAAAGCAAUCACAUCCAAGCCUAGUAUGAGGCUGAUGACUAUGCAACAAUUAAGGCGACAUAUCCGAAAGGGGUAUGAAGCAUACCUGUGCUUUAUGAAAGAGGUGAAUACAGGGGAGCCAAACAUUGACCAAAUUGCCGUAGUCAAUGAAUUUCCGGAUGUAUUUCCGGAAGAGAUUCCAGGGAUGCCACCCGAGAGAGAAGUUGAAUUCUCAAUUGAGUUGAUGCCCGGAACCGCGCCAAUUUCAAAAGCACCUUACCGGAUGGCACCGAAAGAAAUGCAGGAGCUGAAGGAACAACUAGAGGAGUUGUUAGAGAAGGGGUACAUAAGACCGAGUGUCUCACCUUGGGGCGCUCCGGUCUUAUUUGUCAAAAAGAAAGAUGGGAGUCUAAGGCUAUGCAUCGAUUACCGAGAGUUGAAUCAAGCAACUAUCAAGAACAAGUAUCCAUUGCCCCGAAUUGACGACUUGUUUGAUCAAUUGAAGGGGGCUAGCACAUUCUCUAAGAUAGACUUGCGCUCUGGAUAUCAUCAAGUGAGAAUAUCCGAAAAAGAUGUACCAAAAACAGCAUUCCGCACGAGGUAUGGACACUACGAGUUCACUGUGAUGCCGUUUGGUUUAACAAAUGCACCGGCGGUAUUCAUGGACUUAAUGAACCGUGUAUUCCGACCUUAUCUUGAUACAUUUGUGGUGGUAUUCAUCGAUGAUAUUCUUGUGUAUUCAAAAACCCCGGAGGAUCACGAGAAACACUUGAGACUCACGUUACAAACUUUGAGAGAGAACCAGUUGUAUGCCAAACUCUCAAAGUGUGACUUCUGGCAGGAUCGGGUAGCGUUCUUGGGUCACAUCAUCACCCAGGAAGGCGUAUCCGUAGAUCCAUCGAAGAUUGAAGCGGUGGUUGAAUGGCGUGCACCUACCUCGGUCACAGAGGUAAGAAGUUUCUUGGGUCUAGCGGGAUACUAUAGGAGAUUUGUUAAAGAUUUCUCCAAGAUAGCAAGACCGCUAACCAAUCUGACAAAGAAGACAACCAAGUUCCAAUGGAAUGAAGAUUGUGAAGCAGCAUUCCAAGAGUUGAAGAAAAGACUCACAACUGCACCGGUCUUGACACUACCGUCAGGGACGGAGGGAUUUGAUAUUUAUAGUGAUGCCUCCAAAAAGGGGUUGGGGUGUGUGCUAAUGCAAAAUAGGAAAGUGGUGGCUUAUGCAUCAAGACAACUAAAGGUGCAUGAAGUCAAUUAUCCUACCCAUGACCUGGAGUUAGCUGCAGUAGUGUUUGCUUUGAAAAUCUGGAGACAUUACCUAUACGGAGCACAUUGUAAGAUAUACACUGACCACAAAAGCUUGAAGUACAUAUUCACUCAAAAAGAGCUUAACAUGAGGCAAAGAAGAUGGCUCGAGCUUAUCAAUGAUUACGAUCUAGAAAUCCAAUACCACGAGGGAAAAGCUAACGUGGUGGCGGAUGCUUUGAGCCGGAAAUCUGAGCACUCAUGCCGAGCAACAUGGAUAUUACCAGAAGAACUAUUCCGAGACUUCCAAAGAUUGAGCUUGGAAGUAAAGCAAUAUGGCGAAGUAGAUGGUGAAAUACAGUUAUGUUCUAUGACUGUUAUACCAUCUAUCUUUGACGAAAUCAAGAACGGACAACCGGGAGAUGUAAAGCUCGAAAGAAUCAAGGAAGGAAUGAAAGAUGGCGUCAACGGACCAUUUAAGGUACAUGAAGAUGGGAGCAUCCGAUACAAGGGAAGGUGGUGUGUUCCACUGAAGUGUGCAGAUAUUAAAAAACAAAUCAUGGAGGAGGGACACAACACGCCCUACUCGGUACAUCCCGGGGGAGACAAACUAUACAAAGACCUCAAACAGAACUUUUGGUGGCCGGGAAUGAAGAAAGAAGUAGCUGAAUUUGUAUCCCGAUGUUUGAACUGCCAAAAAGUCAAAGCGGAGAGAUGCAAACCCAAGGGACUCGUGCAACCCUUGGAAGUACCAACAUGGAAAUGGGAUUCAAUCUCAAUGGACUUUGUCGGGGGUUUACCUUUAACAAAGUCCGGGAAAGAUAAAAUUUGGGUGGUAGUGGAUAGAUUGACCAAAACUGCAAGGUUCAUUCCUAUGAAUGAAACCUGGAGCAUGGAGAAACUGGCUAAAGCCUAUGUCAAACACGUGGUCAAACACCACGGAGUACCUCAAGACAUCGUAUCGGACCGAGAUUCACGAUUCUUAUCCCAAUUUUGGAAAGAAUUACAAACGGCUAUGGGAACAAAAUUGAAGUUAAGUACUGCUUUCCAUCCAACCACGGACGGACAGACCGAAAGAACAAUCCAAACAUUAGAAGACAUGUUGAGGGCAUGUGUUCUUGAUUUGCAAGGAUCAUGGGAUGAACACCUAGACUUGGUAGAGUUUUCGUACAAUAACAGUUACCAUGCUAGCAUCGGAAUGGCCCCAUACGAAGCUCUAUAUGGUCAAAAGUGUAGGAGUCCCUUAUGUUGGGGUGACAUGGUCGAUCAGGUGGUUCUAGGACCACAAUACUUGCAAGAUACUAUUGAGAAAAUCAAAGUUAUCCAAGAAAGGAUGAAGGCUGCCCAAGACCGACAGAAAUCAUAUGCCGAUCUUGGGAGGAAACCAGCUGAAUUCGAACUAGGGGAGAAAGUUCUACUCAAAGUCUCUCCUACAAGGGGUGUAAUGAGGUUCGGGAAGAAAGGGAAACUAAGCCCGAGAUUCAUCGGACCCUAUGACAUCCUAGAGAAGGUGGGAAAAGUGGCAUAUCGAUUAGCUCUACCCACGGAGUUGGAUAAGGUAACAACCGAUUUGAAAUCAAAUACUUCUCUACGAUUAAAAUACAUUCUUAACAUACCGAUAUAUGCUAGGUACAUAACGUCUUUCACGUAUCACAAUUAAAGAAGUAUGUUCGAGAUGAGUCACAUAUCAUCAAUCCGGAGGUAAGAAAUCCUAGACUUAACAUGAGCCAAACGUAAAUUGAAAAGAAUAUAAGUUAACCGUUAUAUUAUUAGGUGAUUGAAAUGGAUGAGACAUUAUCCUACGAAGAAAAACCCAUAGAGAUUCUCGAUACUAAGACCCGAGAGACAAGGAAGAAGACAGUUAAGAUGGUAAAAGUACUUUGGUCAAACCAUUUGACCGAGAAUGCAACAUGGGAGACAGAAGAGGAUAUGCGUAAACGGUAUCCUGAACUUUUCAAUUAAGGUAAAUAUUCGGUUACGAGGACGUAACCUUUCUUUUAGGGGGGCAGGUUGUAAUAUCUUAUAAACCUGUAAUACUUCAUCUUCAUACUCAAUUCUUGUCUUAGUUUAUGCUUCGAGGACGAAGCAUUCUUUAAGGAGGGUAGAAUGUGAUACCUUGGAAAUUUGAAAUAAAAAUAAAUAAACAAAUCAGAUAAGUUAUAUCUGAUCAAUCAAAUGAAAGUAAUACCAAAAUAUAUUUUUAUUAUACUUGGUGUAUAAAAAUAUACGCACACUACAUGCAAUAGAAUUAAACACUUAUGUGGCAUCAGAAAAAUAAAAUAAAAUAAAAAUAAAUCAGAUAAAAUAUAUCUGUCAGAGUAAAUGGAAAUAA
Cuscuta epithymum is the source of this 4793-nucleotide messenger RNA. NCBI's taxonomy places the organism in Eukaryota, Viridiplantae, Streptophyta, Magnoliopsida, Solanales, Convolvulaceae. The record is from the annotation of a GenBank genome assembly.